CUGCUCUAGGAGGAUGCGAAACCCCUGACCUCUGUCUGGAGAGUGCUGAUUGGCCCUGUGCUGAUCACAUGCACUCCCCCAAGAAAAAAAAAAACCUCUAGCAAUAUACACUAAACUGAGCAUGUGCAUGUGGCUACAGGUUCAGUAUGUCUUAUCAGGAGAAGAGGAGGGCAGAGAAAACUGGAUCAAAGGGCCUUUUUACACAAUGCAGAUUAUUAACCCCUUAGGUUCCACAGGGAGUAUAACCAGCAUGCUUUACUGCAUAUACAGACUGAUUUAACUGCAGUGGGUUUAG
Molecule: messenger RNA, 295 nt
Organism: Staurois parvus
Lineage: Eukaryota; Metazoa; Chordata; Amphibia; Anura; Ranidae
Source: the annotation of a GenBank genome assembly